Anoplopoma fimbria (sablefish) is the source of this 2265-nucleotide messenger RNA. RefSeq names its product calpain-2 catalytic subunit-like. Gene Ontology annotation, molecular function: calcium-dependent cysteine-type endopeptidase activity; calcium ion binding. The transcript has 21 exons. Gene Ontology annotation, biological process: proteolysis. NCBI's taxonomy places the organism in Eukaryota, Metazoa, Chordata, Actinopteri, Perciformes, Anoplopomatidae. Gene Ontology annotation, cellular component: cytoplasm. The record is from RefSeq and is a predicted model, not a curated record. The coding region runs from base 1 to 2106 and encodes 701 amino acids.
AUGGCCAACGUGGCAGCAGAGCUGGCGAGGAGGAAGGCCCGGGUGGAGGACGGCACCGGCAGCCGGGGCAAUGCCGUCCCCUUCAACAACCAGAACUUUGAGCAGCUGCGUAGAGAGUGUCUGCAGUCCGGCUCUCUGUUCUGUGACCCGACCUUCCCGGCGGACUGGGACUCUCUGGGAUACAACCAGCUGGGACGCUACUCCUCCAAAACCAUUGGCACCGAGUGGAAGCGACCUGCGGAGCUGUGUUCUGAUCCUCAGUUCAUCGUUGAUGGAGCGAAGAGAACUGACAUCUGUCAGGGAGUGCUGGGUGACUGCUGGCUGCUGGCUGCCAUCGCCUCUCUGACUCUGGACCCUCAGAUUCUGAGCAGAGUGGUACCUCCUGGACAAAACUUCAGCUCGCAGUACGCCGGCAUCUUCCACUUCCAGUUGUGGCAGUAUGGACAGUGGGUGGAUGUUGUCGUGGACGACCGGCUGCCCUCCAGAGACGGGAAGCUGCUGUUCGUCCACUCGGCGGAGGGAGGAGAGUUCUGGAGUGCCCUGCUGGAGAAAGCUUACGCCAAGGUGAACAGUUCGUACGAGGCCCUGAGCGGAGGUUCGAGUAUCGAAGGUUUUGAGGAUUUCACCGGAGGAAUUGCAGAGAGCUACGACCUGAAGAAAGCUCCGCCCUUCCUGUUUAACAUCAUGAGGAAGGCUCUGAAGCUCGGCUCGCUCCUAGGCUGCUCCAUCGACAUUUCCAGCUCGCGUGAUACGGAGGCCAUCACCGGUCAGAAGCUGGUCAAAGGUCAUGCCUACUCCAUCACUGGAGCUCAGCAGGUUCUUCACUUUGGUUCUCCAGUAGAGCUGGUGAGGAUCAGGAACCCCUGGGGUCAAGUGGAGUGGACCGGAGCCUGGAGUGACAAUUCUAAGGAGUGGGAUGGAGUUCAGCGGGAGGAGAAGAAGAAGCUCGAUCACUCAGCUGAUGAUGGAGAGUUCUGGAUGUCCUAUACUGACUUCCUGCGUCAGUUUUCCCGCCUCGACAUCUGUAAUCUGACACCGGACACUCUGACCAGCGACUCCGUCGGUCGUUGGAGCUUUUCCGAGUUUGAGGGCGUGUGGCGGGUCGGCUCCACCGCCGGAGGCUGCAGGAACUACCCAGCCACGUUUUGCUCCAACUCUCAGUUCUUCAUCCGUCUGGAGGACGAGGACGACGAGCCUCAUGACGGAGAGAGCGGCUGCACCGUCCUGAUCGGCCUCAUGCAGAGAGACGGACGCAGGGAGAGACGCUUCGGACGAGACCUCAACACCAUCGGGUUCUCCAUCUACCAGGUUCCUGACGAGUUUAAAGGUCGCAGUGACAUCCACCUGGGCGCUGACGUCCUGCUGAGGAGGAACGCCGUGGCUCGGAGUCAGACCUUCACCAACCUCAGAGAAGUGAGCGACCGCUUCAAGCUGCCGCCGGGAGAAUACGUCAUCAUCCCCUCCACCUUCGAACCGCACCGCCGGGGCAGCUACAUCCUGAGGGUGUUCACCGAGAAACAGGCCCACACCACUCCGAUGGAAGAAAACAUAAACGCAAACAUCCAAGAGCCUGAUGUUGGAGAGAAAGACAUGGAUCCACACUUCAAACGUCUCUUUGUCCAGAUCUCUGGAAAUGACUCUGAAAUCUCUGCCUUCGAGCUCCAACAGAUUCUAGACAAAGUUGUUGCUCAGAGAUCCCAUGUUAAAACUGACGGCUUCAGUCUGCAGACCUGCAGAGACAUCAUCAGCCUGCUGGAUACAGACGGCAGUAGUAAACUGGGUCUGAUGGAGUUUCAUCGUCUGUGGAAGAAGAUCCAGAACUACCUGGAGAUCUUCAGGAGUCACGACUCGGACGGUUCUGGUACGAUGAGCAGUCAUGAGAUGAGAGCCGCUCUGGCUGAAGCUGGGUUCCGGGUGAACAGCUCAGUGAUUCAUCAGAUCGUUGAUCGGUUCUCUGACCGGAGUUUCUCCAUCGACUUCGACUGUUUCAUCGACUGUUUGAUCCGACUGGAGCUUCUGUUCAAGAUGUUCAGAACUCUGGACAAGAAGAACCAGGGGAUGAUCCAGCUGGACCUGCAGCAGUGGGUCUGCCUCGCCAUCAACUGAGCGCCGCCACUCCAGGAGCAUGCUGGGAGUUUCCACCUGCAGAGAUUAAAGCCUAAGAACAGCUGCUGUUGUUGUUUGUUUGAAUAAAUCAUCAUCAUCAUCAUCAGGAACAGGAAGUCUGUUUAAUGUGUUCAAUCAUUGAAAACUUUAUUCAUCGUA